AUGGUCCGCGAACUGUCUUGGCAAUGGCAUAUUCUUAUCUUGCUGCAAAUAGUAAGCCUUUCAUUCCAAUUGAAUCACGAAUUUGUGCCUGAGAGGGAGGAUUUGUUCAGUGACUGCACGGACAAGCCAGGAUUUCAAAACAUCGAUAAAAUAGCGGACCUUUCCCAGUUUGUCCGUAAAAGGAAUAAAAAUGGUGGAAUCGAUAUACAUGGAAACAUAACCAUGAAAUGGGAUGUACAACCGUCAGAUCGUGUGUCGGUUGAAGUUGGUAUAUUAAAGUUAGAAAAAGGAACUUGGAAACCAACCGUUUUCAAAGGGGUUGAUAAAGAUUUCUGCAAGUCGUUUUAUGACAAGAACACCAUUUACUAUCCUCAUUCGACGGAACACGUGAUCAACAAGGAGGAAGUCAAGGACAAAUGCGUAAAUAUUCCUGGGACAGUUUUAAUUGUGGAACCCUUUCAACUGAAAAUUUUAAUAAAUUACGCUGUGCCCCUAACUCCAGGACGUCACAAGGCCCUUAUAAUAUAUACUGCCUUUGACAAAGCCAAUGUUAAGCGUCCUAAUGAGAUAUGCAUGGAAAUCAUUGGCGAUAUUGUGAAAGGCUAACUUAGACUUUCACUUUAACUACUCUAUUUUUGUUGAAUUUCUAACACCCCAUCACUACAUUUUUUAUUGUUUUUAUAGAAAAGUACAUUACUUUAAAAAUAUUUUAUUCAACACAGGGGAUAUUUUUUGCACAUACUAUACAAUGAUUAUGUGCAUAUGCAAAUACACUUAAGUAUAUUGGGAUUUGGAAUAAUUUGUCUUUAAAAAUUAAUAAAAUAAAGCGCGUAAGACGCAAGCCUA
Drosophila subpulchrella is the source of this 846-nucleotide messenger RNA. RefSeq lists its product as uncharacterized. NCBI's taxonomy places the organism in Eukaryota, Metazoa, Arthropoda, Insecta, Diptera, Drosophilidae. The transcript is spliced from 3 exons. The coding region runs from base 1 to 606 and encodes 201 amino acids. The record is from RefSeq and is a predicted model, not a curated record.